UGGGCAAGCAAAAUUUGAGAGCUUCCUGUCUGAAGGGCAAGCUAGAAUUCAAGUUUUUUCAAAUCUUCUCACAUCUGAUUGAUUUUCUCUUGUGGCACAAUAACAUUUUACAAAAUAAUUAUCAUUACAAGUGUUCACACUUUUCUGAUUGUUGUAAUAGUCUUUUUUCAGGUCAUCAGUGCUCAUAUUUUGUUCGCUUUGUAGGUUUUCGGCAUAUUUCUCUGAGAACAGAACACAACAUGCCACUGCCAUUGGCAACAUUAUUUUGUCAAAUUUCCCUUAAGACGUACAUUCCAGAGAGAUUUACAGCCAUUGUUGAUGAGCUCUCAGAGCCCUUAAAGUACCAAUCUGCUGUUGACAAGCGAGCGGCCCAAAUGGUUGUGUUUGGAAUUGAUGAGGAAGAAGACAGCAAUUUUCCUUCAUUCAUGAAGAUUUCUUCAUCCUCUAAUUCAAUAUCUAAAAUGAAGGCUCCAUCGUCAACCUCCAUCAGCAAUGUGGGCGUGUCUGCAGCCCCGUCACGGACACGGGAGUCUGUUGUGACGCUAAAUUACAGUGGUGCAAGAUCCUCGUCAGAGCUUACGCUGAUUGAGAGUAAUGUGCCCAAGAAACACGACUUCAAAUUUUCUCCAGUUAUUGUGGAAGAAUUGAAGAAAGACAAGACAUUUUUAAAGGUCUUUAAAAGACAUCAGAAAGAAAACGAAGCACUUUUGAAGAGAUACACAAAAGAACGUUUGGCCAUGCAGAGAGUUCAUACUGGACAACUGGAAAAGCUGAUAACAAACUACGAGAAGAUAAAAACCACAGCUAUAAAAACAUUUGAGCGUGCAGUCAAACGAUGUGGGGAAGACAAAUCUGAAGAAUUGCGAAAAGUUCAUGACAGCAAGAUGCUUUAUCUCAACAAAACCCAAACUGACAAGGCAAAGGAAAAAUUAACAAGCCAAACAGAGGAGUGGAUAAAUAUGGUAAACAGACAAGUUGAGGAGGAAAUUGGGUUCUAUGAGCAACAGGCUGAGCUGCAACUGGAAACUUUGAAGAAAGUUAUGGACUCUUCUCAUGAGGCUCAAAUUAAAGAGGUUACUGCAAGACAUGAGAAGGAAAACAGUGAGAUAACAAAGAAACAGACAAAACAGUCAAUGGAAUCUGCUAAAGCCCUUGCACUGGACAAAACUAUCCAGUCUAAAGAGGAGAGAGACAGGAGACAGAGAGAGCUUGAUAAGCAAAAUCUGAAACAAUUUGUUGAUGAAAGGCAGAGGUUGUCAAACAGGCAAGAGAGGGAACUGGAAGAGCUUAAAAAUCAGCACAAAGAAGAGAAGAAGAAUUUAGAAGUUGAAUUUCAGAAGGUUAUGUCAGAGAACAUGGAUGAAAUCAAGACAAAUGGUGAAAAGUCCAGAAAAGCUAUUCACACUGCCUUUCAGACCAUUCUGCCGACCCACUGAGGGCCAUUCACGCUAAAGUAACCUUUUGUACAUUAAUUUAAUGUAUAAUAAUUAUCUACUACUGCAGGCAGUAAACAAGGUUUUGUAACAUAAUAGUAUAAAAUAUGCAAGGGGUAACUAGGCCAGAAACAAUUUGUUGUGCUUUAGUCAGUUUAGAGCCAUAUUUAUAAAACAGGAAACAUGUUAAAAAGUAUUUUAUUGGUUUUAAGAGCCAUGACACGUACAUUGCACCACGUAGAUAUUAUUCUACAGGCCAUGUGUAAGCUCAAAACAUUAAUUCAGCAGACAAUCCUAUUGACAGGUAUGCAUAAUUAUUUUAAUUAGUACAUGCAUAAUUAUGUUAAUUAUGUUAAGUAAGUCAGAGAACUAUAAACUGCUGGUUGUAACAUAACGUAUUUUUAGCCCUAAUGUUCUAGCUACUGGUUUCUGUAUGUGUCGGUUUUUGUACUGUUGGGGGAAUUUACAUUAAUUUUAAUAUCUCCCUUUUCGGGGUCAAUUCCUUCAUGCUAAGAACACGCAUCUUUGAUAAGUUGAAGAGAAGUUUUAUCUGUGGAUCACAAAGUCAAACGUUGCAGGCGUAAGGCUGUGAGCUGCAUUUUGUGAAAUAAACACCAGGCCUUCAAAUAAACACCACUUUCCAUAGGCCAUUUCCGAGUUACAUUGUCUCUCUGUUUUAAAACGAGUCCUCAUGCAAAACAACUCAUGUGAA
Messenger RNA from Orbicella faveolata, 2145 nucleotides. RefSeq names its product 1-phosphatidylinositol 4,5-bisphosphate phosphodiesterase beta-4-like. The record is from RefSeq and is a predicted model, not a curated record. Lineage: Eukaryota; Metazoa; Cnidaria; Anthozoa; Scleractinia; Merulinidae. Gene Ontology annotation, biological process: phosphatidylinositol-mediated signaling; phosphatidylinositol metabolic process; release of sequestered calcium ion into cytosol. Gene Ontology annotation, molecular function: calcium ion binding; phosphatidylinositol-4,5-bisphosphate phospholipase C activity.